Messenger RNA from Populus nigra (black poplar), 2029 nucleotides. RefSeq names its product probable lysophospholipase BODYGUARD 1. NCBI's taxonomy places the organism in Eukaryota, Viridiplantae, Streptophyta, Magnoliopsida, Malpighiales, Salicaceae. Bases 267 to 1784 code for a protein of 505 amino acids. The record is from RefSeq and is a predicted model, not a curated record. The transcript has 4 exons.
CCCUUUUCUCUCCCCAAUACGUCUUAAGAAGGUAGAAAAGAAAAGUCCUCACGCUUUCAUCAAGUGAGGCACAUUUUGGAAGUGGUCAACAAGUUAGGGAAACAUUGUUUCCACAACAUUUCCGAGAACUCUAAAUCAAGAAAUCAAGACUAAGAAGAGAGGCAUGCGUGCUUAAUUUCAUUGACAUUUUGGAUCUAUUAGGAACAAAUGAUUUCCUUAAAACUUCCCCCUCAUAGCUAGCUUCAUCUCAUUAUUCUUUCUUCUACAUGUCUUUGUAUUUGUGUCUCUGGGGUCUAAUCAACUAUUUGAAGGGGGUAGUAGUGAUGAUGCCUCUUGGUGAAAUGGCUGUAAUGGGAAAAACCAUGAUGGUUUUAACAUUAACAGGCAGGGUUUUACAUGAUGCUGUGAGCUUCAUUGUCUUCUCUUUUCUAGACAUCCUUGAUCUCGUUCUUUGCUUUGCAUUCAAAGCUGCGGAUUUCAUCAUUGAAGCUGAAUGGAAACCUUGUUAUUGUGCCUCAGCUAAGGAAGCCAUAACUAGUGGUGGCAAGAUCUUGGUCUCUGAACAAGGUGAGUCCAAAAUUGUUUGCCUUACUUCUACCAAGUUAAGGUUAGAAGAGAUCUCGGACACUCUUUACACUCGUACUUCAUUAGUGUCUGAGAUUUCAAAAUCAACGGUUAAUGAGCUCAAGCGAAUCAAGGUGGAGGGUAAGUCCAGUACUGUCACUGUACAGACAUCCGAGAAGAUCAAGAAAGGAACUCUGAGAUCCACAUUAACUGUCAACUCUACCAUUGUUGAAAUGCUUCAAGGGAAGAUUGGAGGCCAGCACUUACAUCCCAUUUCAAGAUGGUCUGACUGCGAUUGCAAAUUUUGCACUUCGUGGACCUCUUCUAGCAAAGAAACCCUCUUCGUUAGGGCUGAAGGACCUAAAGAUAAGGGAAAAGGAGAUGUCCUCUUCAUUCAUGGAUUCAUUUCAUCUUCAGCAUUUUGGACAGAGACGUUAUUUCCAAACUUCUCACAUGCAGCUAAAUCAACCUACCGAUUAUUUGCCAUCGAUCUAUUAGGGUUUGGGAGGAGCCCUAAGCCAGCUGACUCCCUUUACACAUUAAGAGAGCAUUUGGACAUGAUUGAACAAUCCGUUCUUGAACCAUACGAAGUCAAAUCCUUCCACAUUGUUGCUCAUUCUUUAGGCUGUAUUUUGGCCCUAGCACUUGCCGUGAAACACCCCGGCUCGGUCAUGUCCUUGACCCUCCUUGCACCUCCAUAUUACAAAGUACCAAAAGGUGUCCUAGCAACACAGCAUGUGAUGAGACAAGUAGCUCCAAGGCGUGUUUGGCCACUGAUCACAUUUGGUGCAUCGAUAGCGUGCUGGUAUGAGCACAUCAGCAGGGCAAUUUGCCUUGUCAUAUGCAAAAAUCAUCGGUUGUGGGAGUUCCUUACCAAACUCGUCACAAGAAACAGGAUUAAGACAUUCUUAAUUGAAGGGUUCUGUUGCCACACCCACAAUGCUGCAUGGCACACCCUACACAACAUCAUUUGUGGCACCGGCAGCAAGCUCGAAGGGUACUUGGAUUCAGUCCGUGACCACCUAAAGUGUGAUGUCAACAUCUUCCACGGAAAAAAAGAUGAGGUUAUCCCAGUUGAAUGUAGCUACAAUGUUCAACAUAAAGUCCCUCGUGCUCGAGUUAAGGUCAUUGAUGAUGAAGAUCAUAUUACGAUUGUUGUUAAUAGACAAAAGGCGUUUGCUAGGGAACUUGAAGAGAUUUGGAAGAGAUCAAGUGGUUAAUUAAGACCCUCUUCUUGCUCAAGCUCAAUCAAAGUCGGUUGCCGCAUGCAUAAAUAUUUCCUGUCAAAAUUGGGUAUAAUUGAGUAACCUAAGAUUGGCGUUUUUUCUUUCUUUCUUUACUGCUACUUCAAGUUUGAAGUCUCAACCAGGCCAUGUGAAAUGCUUAAUCACUAUAUAGGCCUGUGGAUUUGAUAAGAUAAGCAAAAUGCUCUAAAUUAAAUAUCUAUCUGCAACAUUUUUUUUAA